Molecule: messenger RNA, 3726 nt
Organism: Rotaria sp. Silwood1
Lineage: Eukaryota; Metazoa; Rotifera; Eurotatoria; Philodinida; Philodinidae
Source: the annotation of a GenBank genome assembly
AUGUUCGCAUGUCAACAUGGAUUCCUAGACAUUGUUAAAUGCUUAGUUAAACAUGGAGCUCGAGUCGAAGCACGUGAUCGCUUCAAACGAACACCCUUGAUUCAUGCUUGUAUGUAUGGGCAUGCGCAUGUUGUUUCUUAUUUACUUUGCAUUGGAGCAAAUCCAAAUGCAUUCGAUUCAUCGAUGAAUUCAGCUUUGCAUUAUGCGAUUGCUUACGGUUGGUACUUUUGUGUUCGAUUACUGUUGGAAGCUGGAGCAAAGAUCAAUGUUGCCAACCGUUGGCGAGUGACAUGCCUUGAAAUUGGUUUUUCGAAAGGGCAUUACGGUAUCUGUGAUUAUCUUUUAAAUGAACAUCAAGCAAAUAUUAAUUUUAAAAAUGAUGAAGGUCAAACAAUCGUUAUGCUAAUAGUUGAUUUAGAUGUAUCGGAAUCGUCUGUAGAACGAUUGGGACAGGUUGUUGUGAAACACAACGCUAAUUGUACAUGUGUUGAUGUUAAUGGAAGCAAUGCUUUUCACUAUUUAGCAGAGAAAAGCAGUACUUCCUCGAAAGAUCAUUACUUUCGAAUGGCACAAAUUUUAUUAGAUCACCAUUGUAGUCCUACUCAAAUGAAUAAUAAAGCACAGACACCAUUGAUGCUCGCACUUGAAUCCAAAAAUGUCUUCAUGGUUGAUUUCUUCAUCAAUCAAGCGAAGGUAGAAUUAACUUUGGAUAUAAAUGGUGAUGGGAAAACGUUUUUACAUUAUUUUGCUAUGAAUAGUGAUGAUGAAAAACUUGUUGAAAUAUUAUUGAAUUUACCGGUGACAGGGGAUCUGAAAAAGAUGAGUUUGACAUCAGAUAACCAACGAAAGACACCAUUUGAUUAUUGUACCUCGAAGUAUGAAGAACUUUUUGGCAAUCGAUAUUAUGGCUCUUGCAAUCGACUUAGUCAAUAUCAAUCAAUAAUCAAAAUGAUUCGAUACUUCAUUGAUAUACUCGAAUGCUUUAGUGAGACAUGCAUUUUCCAUUUAUUGUAUGAAACACCAUAUUCCAGUCAAGUUGAAGAGCAUCCAUUGGAAAUUUUUCUUAAGAAAUCAAAAAAUAUCAAUGUUUUACACCCCACAACAGAGCAAACACCAUUAUUAAAGGCUAUAGUUGAAAAAUACCAUAACAUUGUAACACUACUGCUUAAGGAACCCUCAUGUGAUGUUAAUUUUGUUUCAUCAGAAAAAUCAUCAGGAAUAAAUCUAACUCCGUUGAUGAUCGCAUGUAAACUUCAACGAUAUCCCGUUAUUCGUGAUCUUUUAAAUCAUCCAAAAUGUGAUCUUCUUGCUUAUGACGCUGAACACAACCAAGCCUUACAUCAUUUUCUGACUGGUUCAUCUCGAUCUGAUGAUUAUCUAGAAGUUUUUCAUUUAUUCAUCGAGAAACUGAUCGCUAUUGAUAAUGAUACAUUGAAUUUGAAAGGAAAAUCUGGCAGUACACCAUUACACAUUGCCGUUUUUCAUAACCCAGGCAUCGUCGAAACGAUAAAUGUUGUUGAACAAACCCUCAUUGAUAAUGGCUGCGAUUUAUUCGCUAAAGAUGACCUUGGCAAUAUUCCAUUGCAUAAUGUCUUUUUAGGAAAAAACGCAUCAACAAUUAUUCGAACAUCACCAUUGAUCAAUGCAAUAAUUCAUCAUAAUUUUGAAUUGGCGAAAUUUAUACUUGAACUUGGAGCAGACGUUAAUUUUCCUGAUGAACAACGACUGACACCAUUGAUGUACGCCAUUCAACAGAAUGACUUGAACAUGGUAAAGUUAUUACUCAAUAAAGAUUAUGCGAUCAAUAGUGGUGAUAAAUCAUCGAAAAAGAACCUCGAUUCAGAUGAGGAACAUAUGGAUCAAUCAAAUAAGUUUCAACUGACAUCCAAUAUCGAUCUCAAUGCUACAGAUGCACUCGGUCGUACAUGUGUACAUUACCUAACUCAACCAUUUCCAAAUAUUUCCUAUACAAAUAACGAUGAAAUACUUGAGUUACUUCGCUCAGUGGAUGCUUCAUUAUUUAAAGAACCGAUGGACACAGAAAAUUUAACGAAUCAUAGUUUUAUUGUUAAUGAUCCAAAUAAGGAUCUACUCGGUGUUACAGAUUAUUAUUCAGACGCUCAACAGUACAUUAGUCAAUACAUGGCUACUCAUCCUAUAGACAAGACGAAUAGUAUUUAUAAAGUUGAUCCACUAUCGAACAUGAAUGAAACAGGUGAAAUUGUCUGGGAUACAGACAAGAAUGAACCUUAUGAUGUUCGUUUAACCAUCACUGAUAUAGACCAUGGUCUCAUUAGUUUAUACAAUUUUUAUCGAAUGCAAGUUAUUAAGCAUCGAACCAAAACAAGUCUCUAUCUUCUAUUCACACGUUGGGGACGUAUUGGUGACGGUAAUGGACAAUACCAAUCAACACCUUACCCAUCAUUUGAAGAAUGUCGAGCAGAAUUCUGUAAAAUUUUUCAAGAAAAAACGGGUAACGCCUGGGAAAAUACGAAUCAAUUCGAAAAGAAACUAAAGAAAUACACACUAAUACAACUAAGCGAUAACCAAACACAAAAUAACACGGACGUUCCCAUUGAUUUUGAACGACUGAAUGAUGAAGCCCAACAGGUACCGUCUAAAUUAAAAUCAGAUGAAUACAAGGACCUUUUCAGAACAUUCCUUAAUUCCGAAGCGAUACGCAAAAAGGCCAAAGAAGCUACAUCAGAUCUUGCAUGGAUGCCUCUUUCUCAACUAAGACCCGAGAGUCUACAAAAAGCACGUGACGUAUUAGAAAAACUGAAAAGUGACAUCGAACAAAAAGAAAAACUUCAAUUACUUAUACAACAAACUAUUUCGGAUGAAAACACUGAAUUCGGACGCUUACUUGAUUCGAUUUGUCAACUCACCAAUGAAUAUUAUAGUCUAAUACCUUUGCCGGGCUAUGAUGAUGAGAAACUACCAAUAAUCGAUACUUUACAAGCUGUCAAACUGCAGGAACAGAAACUCACUGAUAUAUUUGAAUUGGAAUUAUCGUACAAAAUUCUUCUAGCUGCACAAGCCAAUUUAAAUCAGAUAUCGCCAUUAGAUUAUUUGUAUAAAUCGAUUAAUUGCCAAUUUGAAGUCAUGAAUCAAAAUGAUGUUGAUUACGGAUUGAUUUUACGCUAUAUCUGGGCAAGUGUGCCCGGUACAAAAGUCGAACAAAUAUUCAAAUUCGCACGACCUAAUGAUGAUGAGCGACGCUUUCAACGGAAUCUAGAUAACCAUUAUUUACUCUGGCAUGGUACGAAUAUUUGCAAUUCGAUUGGUAUACUUACACGAGGACUUUUAAUUGCACCUUUAUGCGCAAAAAGUACUGGAAGUAUAUUUGGAAAGGGAAUCUACACAGCUGAUGCAUUUGUGAAAAGUCUCAAUUAUUGUUCCGGUGUUACAAAAAGUGAUGGUGAACGUUGCAUUAUGUUAUUGUGUGAAGUGGCAUUAGGCAAAUCCGAAGAAAUCAGUGAUGAAAGUGAUGAUCAAGAUGAACCGUUAGACUUCGAUGAAUAUCAAAGUCGUAAAGGUCAUGGUCGCUCAAUUCCUGAUCCACGAUACACGAUCACAAGAGAUGGUAGUAUUAAAAUGCCACUAGGUCGACUGAUUUCUUGUGAAGAGCCAAAGCAUUCGUCUCAUUCAUUUAAGUAUAACGAAUACAUCGUCUUUGAUGAAUCACAAAUAGCUAUUCGUUAUAUUGUUCAAUUUCUUCGAUAA